This is a messenger RNA of Neomonachus schauinslandi (Hawaiian monk seal), 1636 nucleotides long. RefSeq names its product ECSIT signaling integrator (gene ECSIT). The record is from RefSeq and is a predicted model, not a curated record. Lineage: Eukaryota; Metazoa; Chordata; Mammalia; Carnivora; Phocidae. Gene Ontology annotation, cellular component: mitochondrion. Bases 270 to 1577 code for a protein of 435 amino acids. The transcript is spliced from 9 exons.
CUCGAUUUGCGGUCUCCCUGGUGGCCCGUGACCUGGAAGCAAUCUGGGUAAAAUGGCGGCGCCCAGAGAUGAGACCGAGCCGGCCUGGAGUCCGCGGCUUGCCGCAUGAGACAGCUGAGGCUCAGAGAGGUUAAGGCCCUCUCCCGAAGUCACGCCGCAAGUUGGCCUCUAGGCCGGAAUUCGAACCCGCGUCGGUCCGUUUCUCCCAAGAAACCCAGAAUCCUGACAGCCAGCCUCAGAGCUGCUGUGGUCGUCUGACGAGCAGCGGCAUGAGCUGGGCCCAAGCCAUCCUGCUGGCCCGGGGCCUCUCUCGGGGCUGGGGAGGCAUCUGCGGGGCCGCCCUCAUGGGAGCCCCCUUCUCUCAGGUGCCUCUCCGGGUCCCACGGGGCCUCCACUGCAGCGCAGCCGCCCAUAACUCUGACUCGUGGCUGGUCCCGCCCGGGCCUGAGCCCCGGAAGGGACCCACGAAGGCCCUGACCCUCCAUGAGGAGCUGUUCCAGCAGGCACCGGAAGGGGCGCGGGACAAGGCGAACUUCGUGCGCGCGGUGCAGAACUUCGGGCAGCACAAUGUGCACAAGCGGGGCCACGUGGACUUCAUCUACCUGGCCCUGCGCAAGAUGCGGGAGUACGGUGUCGAGAGGGACCUGGCUGUCUACAACCUGCUGCUUGACAUCUUUCCCAAGGAGGUCUUCCGGCCUCGAAGCAUCUUCCAGAGCAUGUUCAUCCACUACCCACGGCAGCAGGAGUGUGGGAUCGCCGUCCUGGAACAGAUGGAGAGCCACGGCGUGAUGCCCAACAAGGAGACUGAGUUCCUACUGAUUCAGAUAUUUGGACGGAAAAGUUACCCCAUGCUCAAGUACGUGCGCAUGAAGCUGUGGUUCUCCCGCUUCAAGAAUAUCAACCCCUUCCCUGUGCCCCGGGACCUGCCCCAGGACCCUCUGGACCUGGCCAAGUUGGGCCUGCGGCACAUGGAGCCCAACCUCAGCGCCACGGUCACCAUUUACCAGAUGCCUUCUUCCAAAGACUCCACAGGUACAGCAGAUCCCACCGAGCCCCACAUUGUAGGAAUCCAGACUCCUGACCAGCAGGCUGCCUUGGCCCACCACAACCCAGCCCGGCCUAUCUUCGUCGAGGGCCCCUUUUCCCUGUGGCUCCGAGACAAAUGUGUCUAUUAUCACAUCCUCAGAGCUGACUUGCUGCCCCCUGAGGAGAGGGAAGUGGAAGAAAUUCCAGAGGAAUGGAAUCUCCACUACCCGAUGCAGCUGGACCUGGAUUACGGGAGGAGCGGCUGGGAUGACUACGAGUUUGACAUCCAUAAAGUGGAGGAAGGCCCUGUCUUCGCCAUAUGCAUGGCGGGUGCCCACGACCAAGCUACACUGGCCAAGUGGAUCCAGGGCUUGCAGGAGACCAACCCAGCCCUGGCCCAGAUCCCCGUGGUCUUCCGCCUGGCGGGGUCCACCGGGGAGCUCCUGGCGUCCUCCUCCGGGCUGGAGGAGCCGCCCCCACCCCCGCCCCCACCAGAGGGCCAGGAAGAAGAGGAGGACAGUCAGCAGCGACAGCAGCAGGGCCAGAGCUGAGCUUGAGCGAUCACCCGCACAAGCUGUGGACUGGUGUGAUAGCGUGAGAUGCCUUUUGA